Messenger RNA from Cydia strobilella, 2315 nucleotides. RefSeq names its product ARF GTPase-activating protein Git (gene Git). Gene Ontology annotation, biological process: regulation of G protein-coupled receptor signaling pathway; regulation of ARF protein signal transduction; brain development. The transcript has 14 exons. The record is from RefSeq and is a predicted model, not a curated record. NCBI's taxonomy places the organism in Eukaryota, Metazoa, Arthropoda, Insecta, Lepidoptera, Tortricidae. Gene Ontology annotation, molecular function: small GTPase binding; GTPase activator activity. The coding region runs from base 198 to 2315 and encodes 705 amino acids. Gene Ontology annotation, cellular component: synapse.
CGAUACCAAAAUAAAACUUUUUACAUCACUAACUUUUUUUAUCGCUUUGUUGGUAGCAUUGAUUUGAUUUGACUUGACGUUUCGUAAAAUGUUUUAUUUUUGUAUCAAAUUAGUUGUGGUCUUUAACUAGUUUUUAAUUAUAGUUUCCUACACCGUUAGUCCUUCAGAGACUGCUGUCUUCCAUAAUAUAAGUGAAAAUGAUGAUUUCGCGGUCGAAGCACCGCUCGUCGGUGGAGGUGUGUGCAGAUUGCGGAGCAUCGGAUCCGUCGUGGGCGUCGAUCAACCGAGGUCUGCUACUGUGUGCGGAAUGCUGCAGCGUGCACCGCAGCAUGGGACGCCAUAUAUCACAUGUCAAGUCCCUGCGGCAGGGCACUUGGCCACCGUCACUUCUGGCUAUGGUCCAAGCUCUCACCGCUCAGAAUGUGAACAGCAUAUGGGAACACUCCCUACUUGACACAUCGGCACCCAAACAUCUCCGCAAGAAGCCGCAAGCUAAAGAUCCUUUACACCCUAUAAAAUCGGAGUUCAUCCUAUCGAAGCACCUCCGGUUAGCCUACGUGCUGCGAGCACGGCGGGACGAGCCCCCGGCGGAGCUGGCGCGGCAGCUGCACAGCGCAGUCCGGAGCGCCUCGCUCGAUACCGCCAUGCGGCUGCUGGCGCAGGGCGCGGACCCUAACUACUACCAUCAGGAGAAAGGCAACACCUGCCUGCACGUGGCGUGCCGGGCGGGGCAGCCCGCGCAGGCCGAGCUGCUGGCGGCGUGGGGCGCCGACCCCACCGCGCGCGACCGCGACGGACUUACGCCUAUUGAUGCUGCCAGACAAGGCGGGCACACAGAGCUCGCCGCCCGAAUGGUGGAACUAGUAUACGAAGCCACCGACCGCCUCAUACAGUUCCUGACCGGUUCGCGCCCGGACCACGCCACGGGGAAACACUUCGCUGUCCCACGAGCCUCGGAUGCGCACGAGAUGACUGAUGUGGCUAAGGCUGCGAGGGGAAAAUUGCAACUUCUACCGAAUCACUUAUUUGAAGAGCUAGUAAUGGACAUCUAUGACGAAAUCGACCGGAGAGAAACCGAAGCCAUAUGGCAGACCAGCGGAACGGGACUAGAGCGAUGCGGCGUCGUGUUCCUCCCAGUGAACCCGGCGUUAUCAGCGCCGCGGAACCAGGGCAGGCAGAAGCUGGCGCGGUUAUCCUGCGUGGAACUCGGCGCCCUCUGUCGGGACGUGUUGCUGGACGCUACUCGUCGUCAGCACAUCGCUUCGCUGCACCCUCACGCAUUAAUGGGCCCGCUAAACCCGCUGCUGUCAGCGAGCCACUUGAAGCACGUAUCUCAUAUGUCAGACGACGAGCCGCUCUACGACUCCGUCGCUUCGGACGACGAUUACGCUGCGCUCGCACCCAUAGAUCUUGAUAUGGGCUUAGACCCGCGCGCCGGUGAGACCGUGUCUUCAACGUACAAUCCUUCUCUCCCCAUCGAGCACUCCACCACCUCUGAUCUCCGCUUCACUUCUCUACACGGCAAAGAUGUCCACUCGCUAAAGAAAGAACUAGACAGCAGAGAUUCUACAAUUACAGAGCUUAAGAACCAACUAAAGAAUCUACAAACCAUAGUCGAGCAACUCACUAAAGAAAACAGCGUUUUAAAAACAAACAGCAUAGACGACAACAGCCUAACCUCACAAACAGAUAUAACCGACAACGUUUCUAGCUUCGACAAUGGCUUAGAUACGGCCUGCAAGCCUCCCGAGAGGGGCCGGAGUCUCGAGACAGACCAACUCACGCUUAGCGCCGAAGAGGCGGACUUAAAGCAGGCCCUCAAGAGCUGCCAGCGACCGCUAACGACCCUAUCGAGCCUCGAUCGCUCGCUGACACAGAGCGUGUUAGAAUCUAGUGAAGUACUACCUACAGCAGAAAUGGUACAUCGACGAGCUGAGGCGGUGACGCGCGGCAUACAGGAACUGUGGGCGGCGGCGCGAGAGCUCGGCCCCGCGAGCCUGAGUGAGCGUGCUGAGGGCAUACGCAAGUCGGUUAGGGCGCUACUCACACUGUUUCCACAGACAUGUUCAGACUGCGAGUUAGAGGUGGUGCUGAGCUCUCUGCGCACGGGCGGCGACGCGCUCACCGCGGCGUGCGGCGCGGACGACAAAGGCGAAUUCAUCAAAGCAGCAAGAGAAAUAUAUCAACUGGACGAUACCGACAGCGAAUCAGACGAAGAAGAACCAACACCUCGAAUCGACGAGCAAACGGCAUCUCAAGAUGAUAUUGGCCUCGCUUGGCACAAGAUGUUACGAAGACCGAAACGAAAACGAUGA